Messenger RNA from Eremomyces bilateralis CBS 781.70, 1421 nucleotides. RefSeq names its product ribosomal protein S5 domain 2-like protein. Bases 1 to 1206 code for a protein of 401 amino acids. The record is from RefSeq and is a predicted model, not a curated record. Gene Ontology annotation, cellular component: nuclear exosome (RNase complex); cytoplasmic exosome (RNase complex); nucleolus. Lineage: Eukaryota; Fungi; Ascomycota; Dothideomycetes; Eremomycetales; Eremomycetaceae. The transcript is spliced from 6 exons. Gene Ontology annotation, biological process: U4 snRNA 3'-end processing; rRNA catabolic process; poly(A)-dependent snoRNA 3'-end processing.
AUGAUUGAUGAAAGAGGAGAUCGAUGUCCCGGUUGUACCAAGUGGUACUGGUACCAAUCAGCGAGUCAUACAUUUACCGAUAGCUCCCGUACUCAAUCGAGCAGUCAACACCUCCACUCCUCCAGGAUGCCUCUUGAUACCUCGUCAUACACCCUCUCCCAGCUCCGGCUGGAUGGCCGACGUUGGAAUGAGCUUCGGCGCAUCCACGCUCAAAUUUCCACCCACGCCGCCGCGGAUGGAUCGAGCUACUUGGAGAUGGGUAACACGAAAGUCGUGUGCACAGUGACGGGCCCCGCCGAGGGGAGAAGAGCUGGGGGUCAGGGUGGUGGAGGGGAUGUGUUGGACGUGCGCGUGGAAAUCGGAUUGGCGGGAUUUAGUGGGGUGGAGAGAAGGCGGCAGGUGAGAGGAGACAAACGAAUCUUCGAAAUGGCUCACACGAUCACCGAAUCCUUAAACCGGACCCUCCUCACCAAUCUCUUCCCUCGGUCAACCCUCUCGAUCUCACUUCAUGUCCUUAGCCAAGAUGGCUCACUUCUCGCCGCCUUGAUCAACGCCGCGACACUCGCAUGCGUCGACGCCGGUGUCCCAAUGAAGGAUUACCUAGUCGCAUGCACCGCGGGCUGCAUGAGUGCCGGCGCUCCUCCCCCACCGCAAGUAAAGGCGGAUGACGACGGCUCAAACGAUCCCAUACUCGACCUCACCGCAUUAGAAGAGCAGGAGUUACCGUUUCUUACAGUGGCAACCGUGGGAGCGGAGGAUAAGGUCGCGGCGCUGGUCAUCGAAUCGAGGUUCCACGCAGGACGGCUGGAUGAAAUGCUUGCGGUGGGGGUGGAUGGUUGUAAAAGGGUCAAAGAGUUGGUGGAUGAGGUGAUGAAUAUGGCGCCGAAGAGCCGUGCGAGUGUCCGGCGGGCUCAACUCACACGUACGAUCACUGACGCCUUCGCUGUCAAAUUGAGAGACCUUAUCUGGAGCCGCGGAGCCACCGCUACACCACCUAUUCGACUAGCUCUUGUUGCCCGACCCAGGGUUGCCCUGCAUUGUUCCGGGGGUAUCUUUCGACUGAUUCCGGUACCAGUCGGAGGUUGUGCAUGUCGUGCUCUUGCAGUCGGCAGACUUGACGCCCGCCUCAAAGGUGCACAUUGGCAAGGAUUUGGAACGAUGGGUUCCGACGGGAGGGCUGUUGCUAUCGAAGGAGGUUUUACCUGAGUUGUUGUAGGGAUUGUAGACCCUGAAUAACAGGUUCACUGAUUGUAGUCGUACUUGAUGCCGCCGACCCCGAAGUCUUGGUCGUAGUACCCUGCGUCCUAGAAGUUUACUCAGGGCCGGUGUAGUUGGUGCUGUUCAGGCAGUAUUGUGAGCAACAGUUCUCUUAUAGCUUAAAAGAUCAUGUCAUUGCAGUUAAGGUCCGUCCACGUGCAGAG